Molecule: messenger RNA, 1158 nt
Organism: Talaromyces marneffei
Lineage: Eukaryota; Fungi; Ascomycota; Eurotiomycetes; Eurotiales; Trichocomaceae
Exons: 2
Coding region: 1-1158 (385 amino acids)
Source: RefSeq, a predicted model, not a curated record
AUGAAUACAGAUCAACAAGACGUUUAUAGCAGUCACCCUGCUUUUUCCAUCCUAGCAUCUGCAUUACUCCCUUCUCCACAUGAACCCUCGCAGCGCGAGGCAUUGAGCCAUACAUCAACAUGGAACCUCCAGGCCGACGUCAAUGACUUCUCGAAAGUAUCACGAUACAGAAAUGAUAGACAGAAAUUUUUUCGAUGUGGGAUCACGAUUGGACUGUCAUAUUUGAGGGAAUGGGGAGAUAUGAGUCUACAAAGUAGAGGUUUGCUUGGUGAUUUCUCAAGAAGGCUUUUGAUCUCGUUUAUGGCUGGUCUACUAUCACAGAAUGAAGAUCCAGAGCAACAACAGCAAGAUGAGAAGAAGAUACAGACAACAAGAGCGUUCAUUAUUCACCCUGUACAUUCAACCAUGUUUGCGCCAGAAACAUUAUUCAAAGAUCUUUUGGGAUGCCAGCAUAAUCUCGACGACAACAAACCCAAUGAGACGAUGUCAGAAUUGCAAGCGUUGAAUCUCCUAGAUCGAGUCGAACUUUUACCUGUUCAUGACUUUUCGUCUGCUACACAGGCUAUAGGUCAGGUCUCUGAUGCAAUAUCCAGUAUUCGCGAAGAGCAUCGUUGCGCAUCAACUGGAAAAGAAGACGAGGAUCAUAGUGAAGAAUAUGGUCAACCCCCAACAAUACUCCUCAUAAUCGAAGGACUCGACACAAUGGCCGAAGAUGUCAUACACAACUCUAAUGCUAUGCGUGGAAGUGCCAUUUUAACGCCAGUCUUGAGGACGUUGACUCAUUUGUCGCGGACGCAUACUUCUUUCCUAUCUAUUCUAUUGGUCAAUACGACCGCGCUAGGAUCUUUUCAACAGCAUACACAAUCGCAGCAAAUCUCUGCAACUCAAACUUCACCUGGCGAUGCAGGUGGCCGAACGAUGACGAUGGCGACAGCAGGUGGUUUAUAUUCUGCUUUUGCGCGGGAUUAUACGCAAGGAAAACCACAUCACGAAGGAUACACACAACCGCUCCUGAAUACUCUUCUAUCAAGGACGCUAGAUCAAGGCGUUGAUACUCAUCUACUGCUGCAGGUGAGGAGGAGGGGGCAGACUCUUGUUGAGGUUAUUAAGGAUCGUACGGGGGAUGGGUUAGGGAAGUGGUGUGCAUGGAGAUAUUAA